Molecule: messenger RNA, 227 nt
Organism: Didymodactylos carnosus
Lineage: Eukaryota; Metazoa; Rotifera; Eurotatoria; Philodinida; Philodinidae
Source: the annotation of a GenBank genome assembly
GGAGGCCCCGAGACACCGAAGCCCAAGGCCCUGACGCGCGUGAAGCAGGCGAAGCCCCUCGGGCGGACGAUGAGCAUGGAGGAGCGGGACAAUUUCCUGCAGCACAUGCAGCAGAACGCGAAGGCGGGGGCGCAGGUGUUUACGAUGCCGCGGGAGCUGCUCGAGGACUCGGUGAAGCAGGCGCAGAAGGUUGGCUUUCACGCCGCGUCGUUCUGGCGCGAGGAUGA